CAGGUAUAAGAGCGCAAUCACAUGGAGUUAUGUCAACACGACUGAUGCUGCCAGAUAUUUCAUGAUUUAAUAUAACGGAAUGACUUAAACUAUAACCAAUUUAAAUUGGCAAGUAUGUUUACUAUAUAGCUAUAAACAUAUUAACAUUAUGGUAUUCAUAUAGGGUAUAUAUAGUUAUCCCAUGAGGUGUUGCAGUUCUGCAGCUCUAAUCCGUUACUUGAUGCUGCAUUAAACUGAAUCUUCAGCCAAGCAUCAGUUCCGUGACGUCAUGGGCUCUGCUGGUACCGAGGUGGGCUCCUGCUUGAGGACUCUCUCCACCUCACGAGACUCCGCAGAGAUCAUGCACGCGCUGCGCACACUCACGCGCAACCUGGAGGACGGCGAGUUCACGCGCCCUCACUACACUCACGCUAUCCAGGUGCUGCUGAGCGCGCACUGGUUCAGCAGGUGGUGUGAAGAUGAGGAGAUCAAGAAGCUCUGGGAUGAGAUGUUCCUCAAGGGUCCACCGGACCAAACACUGCUGCUUCUGCUGGACACCAUCAGCUCCACAGGAGAGAGUGCGGGUCUGGUGCGAUGUGCGUCUGUACUGGAGAAGUUCCUCUCUGCUGGUCGUCUCCAGGUGUUGUUGUGGUCCAGAUGUGAGGUGGGCGGAGCCUGUUCAGACUCUCCACAGCUAAGAGAGACUGUCAUCGGCCACCUUGCAGCUUUACCCUCCAUUACCUGCAACCAUCUGCAUGCAAACACACCUGACGCCUUCCUUCCACAGCAGUACUACCCACUGCUGGCCGCCAGCAUACUGGACACACUGCAGAAGACAUGCCACGCUCUCAGAGCGGGACAGGACUGCUCUCUUGGGUUUGUGGCUCAAGUGUUGGGAAAAGUGUGUAUCCAGGGAUACAGCUCUCAGAUUUUUGAGACCCUGGCACCCCGGCUCUCAUCCCUGACCUGUGUGGACCCGCUGUGGCAGCGUGUGACGCAGAGACUGCUGGAGAAGGUCCCAGAAAGAUGCACAGAGUGUGUCAUCACGGGACUCAUGCGCAGCCUCAGCGGGGCAGCUGCUGUGUCCAGGCUGAUGGGAAACCUAGUGGUGACCAAUAAGAAAGCUCAGUUUGUUCUCACCCAUAAACUGUUAUUGCAGCAGUACCAGCAUCCAACUCCGUUGUUAAAGUCUGUUCUUGGUUAUUUGGCUCUGAAUUUAGAGCGCAGGACGCUGCUUAAACAGGUCCUUCGGAGUGUGUGUCAGGUGUGGUGUAACAGCAGUGCCGUGAAACACACGUCUGUGGAACAGCAGCUGUACGUCAGUAAAGUUCUACUGCUGUGUGUGGCUUUACUCCACCAUUCUGAAAUACAAGAACUGCGACAUGAGAUGCUGCAGUGCAUGCUGGGAGGUGUCCAGUGCCGCCUGGACAGCAAUAUUGAGCGUAUUCGUCGGAUGGGAAUGGUCGUGGGCGAGUGUCUCAGUCAGAAAUUAGACACACCAGGAUCACAAUUAAAAUUCCAGUAUGAGCCAGAUGAGGAGAUCAGAGAGCUGAAGUCAUUAAUGGAGUCUCCAUCUGUUGAGGAUGAUGAACAACACCAGCCUGAUACCUCCACCAGUCUUCAAGCCGAGUCUAAAGCUGAGGGUUCAGCAGGUCAGUCAGCGGAGUCUGAGGCUGGUCGCGGGAGUGAUUCUGAACUGGACAGCGAUGAUGAUCUGACUCCAUAUGACAUGUCAGCUGAUCAGGAGAAGAAGAAAUCAGCGCCACCCCAUUAUGUCAGAGACUGUCUGGAAGCAUUAAUGUCAUCUGAUGAUGCUGAAAGGGUUGAACUCAGUCUGCAAGUGGCAGAAGCUCUUCUUAGGAAGAAUGUGAAGGCCACACAAGAGGUGAGUGUUCAGUUCAGUAAAGUGUUGCUCCACCUGGAGGACAGAUACAACACACCUCACUUCCACAUGCUCCGGCAGAACGCCAUGGUGGCCCUCACUGUUACAGACGUCAAACCGGUUGUAGAUUAUUGGACGACAGAGUUCUACUCUCUCAACUUCAACUUGAGACAGAGACUGGACAUUCUGGAGGUCCUUGCUCUCUCUGCCCAGGAGCUGUCUGAGCCAAUCACAAAUAAGCACACUGGAGCUCAGCCAAUCAGUGCAGUGACGCCUCAGGAGCAAUGUGAUGACAUCACACACUGGAGGCAGAUUGUAGAAAAACGAAUCCAGAGCAAAACCAGGCGAAUUAGCAAAGGUGGGACUCAAUCCGUUAAAGCUGUUCCCAACCGUUACGCUCCGGUCGCUGGAUUUUUCUUCUUCCCACUGCUCAGGAGCUAUGACAGGCCGCAGGUGACCUUUGACCUUCUGGGGAGUGAUCACCUGGUGCUGGGAAGGCUGCUGCACACACUUGGGCUGCUCAUGCACCUGGCCAUCAAUGCACCGGUUGUGUCUCAGAUGGGCCGAGCUCUGCUGGAUUUUGUUUGGACCGUGCGCUUCCACACUGACCAGAUGGUGCGGAGGGGUGUUAUGUUUGCUGUCUGUUCUGUGUUUCUGAGCAUGCCUGCUGAGAACUUACUCACAGAACUCGGCGAUGACCUGAUGGAGACCAGAGCCUGGCUAGCAGAUGUGGCAGAGAAUGAUUGUGACGCAGACUGCAGGAGUUUGGCGGUACAGAGUUUAAUGCUGCUGGACAAAAACCUCAAAACUCAACUGAAGAUCCCAGAUAUGGAGACCUGAGGAGGGCUGACAAUAUCUCACACUCAUCUGGAGAAUAUUUUAUGAUCCUGACAUGAUGCAUCCCUAAUUACUAUGGCAUUUUUCCUUGGAUUUCAUGCACUGUGUUAUUUUUGUACUAUUAAUGUUUAGUGACUGUAAAAUAAAGAGCUUUUUGGGGACAUUGAAGACUUCUGCUCACAAAACAAAGUUUUUUGUUUUUGUUUUUCAUUUUAUGCUGUGGAAAACUCAUAAUCCCAUGCAUCAUUUUAUGUUUUAGAAAGCAUUUUAGUCUGCAGAUAUACAGCAGGGUCACCAAAUCCGACAAGGCAUUAAUAAAGGUUACCGAAAUCUGUUA
Molecule: messenger RNA, 3035 nt
Organism: Onychostoma macrolepis
Lineage: Eukaryota; Metazoa; Chordata; Actinopteri; Cypriniformes; Cyprinidae
Gene: telo2
Product: TEL2, telomere maintenance 2, homolog (S. cerevisiae)
Exons: 21
Coding region: 269-2701 (810 amino acids)
Biological process (GO): telomere maintenance via telomerase; protein stabilization
Cellular component (GO): cytosol
Molecular function (GO): telomeric repeat DNA binding; Hsp90 protein binding
Source: RefSeq, a predicted model, not a curated record